Molecule: messenger RNA, 600 nt
Organism: Macrobrachium nipponense
Lineage: Eukaryota; Metazoa; Arthropoda; Malacostraca; Decapoda; Palaemonidae
Exons: 2
Coding region: 1-600 (199 amino acids)
Source: RefSeq, a predicted model, not a curated record
AUGCCACUGAAUCCUUUUAAUUCCCCUGGCACCUCCACGAAUCCUACUGAAUCCUCUCAAUUCUCCUUUGGCUUCUCUGUAUCCUCUGCUUUUUCUCUUGGCACCUCCAAUAAUCCUACUGAAUCCUCUCAAUUCUCCUGGGGCGUCUCUGAACCCUCUGCUUCUUCACCUGGCACCUCCACGAAUCCUUUCUCCUGGGGCUUCUCUGAAUCCUCUACUUCCUCACCUGGCACCUCCACGAAUCCUACUGAAUCCUCUCAAUUCUCCUGGGGCUUCUCUGAAUCCUCUACUUCCUCACCUGGCACCUACGCAAAUCCUACUGAAUCCUCUCAAUUCUCCUGGGGCUUCUCUGAAUCCUCUGCUUGUUCUCCUGGCCCCUACACGAACCUACUGAAUCCUCUCAGUUCUCCUGGGGCUUUUCUGAAUCCUCUGCUUCUUCUCCUGGCACCUCCACGAAUCCUACUGAAUCCUCUAAAUACUCCUGGGGCUUCUCUGAAUCCUCUACUUCUGCACCUGGCACCUCCACGAAUCCUACUGAAUCCUCUCAAUUCUCCUGGGGCUUCUCGGAAUCCUCUGCUUGUUCUCCUGUCACCUCCAUGA